Molecule: messenger RNA, 872 nt
Organism: Schistosoma turkestanicum
Lineage: Eukaryota; Metazoa; Platyhelminthes; Trematoda; Strigeidida; Schistosomatidae
Source: the annotation of a GenBank genome assembly
CUCUUAUUCAAUUGCUGAAAUCACACAUUGUCUCUUGAACAAUCAGCCCUGCUUUGUUCGUACUGAGUCUAAUUAGGGCCGUUUAAGUUUGUCCGGCUUACUGGAUUAGCCUUUUGAAUUCAACCAGCUCAUCAAAGAUGGCUGAAGACAAGGGUAAGCCAAAGGGUGCAAUGAAUGCUUACGCAGCCUUCUUGCAAUCUAUGCGAGCUGACCAUAAGAAAAAGCAUCCUAAUGUAACACUGGACUUCAAGACUUUUUCGAAGGAGUGCUCCGAACAAUGGAAGAAUCUGUCGGCUAAAGAAAAAAAGAAGUUUAAAGACCUAGCAGAUAAAGACAAAGAACGUUAUCGAUGUGAGAUGGAAAAUUAUGAACCUCCUGCCGACGAAGGCCGUAGCAAGAAAAGGAAACGAGACCCAGAUGCACCUAAAAAGGCGUUGUCCGCAUUUUUCCUCUUUUGCAAUGAUGAGCGACCUAAAGUUAAAUCGGAAAAUCCUGACUGGAAGGUCAGUGAGAUCGCUAAAGAAUUGGGCAAAAGAUGGGAGCACUGUAAAAACAGAGCCAAAUAUGAGAGCUUAGCCCAAGUAGAAAAACAGCGAUAUGAAAAAGUAUGUUCUUUUUAAAUGCUUUUACACUUUAUUCUAGGCAAUGCAAAAAUACAAAGCCGGUAAAAAGUCCAAGACAGAGGAUUCAGAAUCCGAUGAAUAGUCCCUUACGGUUUAGAAACUAAUCUUUGACGUACAAUUGUUGUAUACAGAUGGUGUUAUUUUAUAUUGUCUACAGAUGUUUCUUUUUAAACCUAAUGGGCCGUCCUGCAUUUGUAAAACGAUGGCUACUGUAACAUUUUUUACCAAAUACACUGUUUAUAAGCUUUU